Molecule: messenger RNA, 2737 nt
Organism: Papilio polytes (common Mormon)
Lineage: Eukaryota; Metazoa; Arthropoda; Insecta; Lepidoptera; Papilionidae
Gene: Dnaaf5
Product: dynein assembly factor 5, axonemal
Exons: 12
Coding region: 94-2685 (863 amino acids)
Biological process (GO): inner dynein arm assembly; outer dynein arm assembly; cilium movement
Cellular component (GO): cytoplasm
Molecular function (GO): dynein intermediate chain binding
Source: RefSeq, a predicted model, not a curated record
AACGACAUGUGUUUAUCAAUAUUUCACAAUAUUUGAAUUUCUUAUUAUUCAAUUGUUUAAUCGAUGUUGAAUUUGGUUUGGAUGUGAUCAAAGAUGUCUUCUCUUAAGCCGGAUUUAAGAAAUAACCCUAAAGGGGUGCUAGAACAAUACAUUACGACUUUACAAAGUGAGUCUAAAAUUGCAAGGAAACAAGCCUUUCAGAAAAUUAAUUAUGAGAUUUUUGAGAACCCACUAAACGAAGGUUGUGAUUUUACUAUUAUAUUUCCUGAGAUAUAUGCUUAUGUAUUGAAAGGGUUCUCCGAUCCUUCGGAAGGAUGCAGAGAAAUGAGUACUUUUAUUAUCUCAAAUUUCAUAGAACAUUUGCCACUUAAUGAUUAUUAUUUGACUUACAUUUUACCAGUGAUAGUUCGACGCAUCGGAUGCGCAGAGAUUGUUGAAGAUUCAGAAGAAGUUCGUUUAUUGCUAAUAGAGUUAGUUCAUAAAAUAUUACUCAAAUAUAAAAAUACCCAGCUUCUAACAUCAUUCUUUAAUGACUUUACUAGUAUUUUAACAAAAACAAGCACAGAUCCAUUUCCUAAAGUGAAAUUGGAAGCAUGUGAAUGCAUCAUAUUGUUGUCUAAUAUACUUGAAAGAGAAUUUCAUUUACAAGCAGAAAGUUUUGUUAAGCCUGUGCUGUCGAACUUUGCACAUCAACAUUUCAGAGUUCGUGUUGCAGCAAUAAGAGCUAUAGGUGCAAUAGUAAUAAGUGGUAAUGCCAAAUGUUUUGAAUUGUCUAUAACACCGAUGGCAGAGAAACUCUUUGACGAGAACACACAAGUUCGAUUGCAAGUGACUUUAGAAGUUGGUAAUUGGAUGAUGAAAUAUAAAGACAGAUAUUCCUUCUGGCACCGCAUGAUACCACUUAUGCUAACCAGUUUGAGUGAUGUUAUGGCUGAUAUACGAACAACCGCUACAAAGCUCUGGUCAGAUAUUGGAAUGCAAUAUAUGGAAGAGAAUGAGGAAGAUCUGAAGAAGAAAUUGGACUUCCUUAGAGACGUGCCGACACAUUACCCUGAUGUGAAGAGACCAAACUUUGGCUGUAGGUGUCUGGUGCAAAUGAAUAUUGGUAAAAUUGUACCUGCUAUUGGGAAAGAGAUGGAGGGGUGGCAGAGCGACGCUCGGCUGCGCGUGGCGCAGCUGCUGUGCUGGCUGGUGCUGUGCGCGGAGGAGGGCGCCACGCAGCACGCCAACGCCAUCGUCAGGAUACUAAUGCGUGGCGCCGCUGAUGAGGACGCAAGAGUUGUGCUUGAGAUUAAACGCGCAGCCGAGUUGUUCGGCUACUUCAUAGUGCCGGAUACAUGGUGGCCGCUGCUAGAGGCUGAUGUGGACGGCUGGCCAGCCCUCACCGUCAUCACCAACAUCCUCAAGGGCUCCAAACCGGAGCUUGUUCAAGGAAAAGUUAUGAAAGAGCUCUGCAAAGAGUUAGCUGAUCCUGAUAGAUGUAGAGUGCGAAAGGCUAAGUACCAAAGUAAUUUGGUCCUUGUGACGGAGGCGCUUAUGUCGUUAUGUGGGCGGGAGUGCGCGCCAGUAUACGAAGACCUCUUUAUCAUCAACUUCACAGUGUACGCCAUGCCUUACGAUGAUAAGAUGCAGUUUAUGGCUCUCUCAAAUUUAGACAAACUGCGUCAGUUAGAGGAUUGUGGUCGGACGCUAACAUCGCUGUACGAUAUACAUAUUCGCCGCGUACUGGUAGAUAUCACCAGCGACGCGCUCACCUGGACUCUACUCACCCCAGACCGGUGUCUGCUUGAGUGUGUGCUACUUAAUGCGGGGUCCGCGUUGGGUCGUCAGCUGCACCUGGUGGCGCCGCUGGUGCGCGAGUGCCUCGCCACGCCGCAGGUGGACGCGGAGGUGAGACUGAAGGUGUUCACGGCGCUGUCCACGCUGCUGCUGCGCCGACAGACUAACUUCGCACACUGUGAUACUGACAAGCUGGAGUCCUUCCUCAAUAUUGUUAUUGAGGAGAUAAUAGUGCCAAACCUGGUGUGGUCGCCGGGGCGCACGGCGGAGGCGAUACGCACGGCGGCGGUCGCGUGUCUCUGCUCCGCGCUGCAGGAGGACCCACAAACAGAUGGACCUCCACAAACGGACCCCAAGGAUCAGUCUGCUGAGGGAGAUGCUAACGAGAAGAAGGUGAACCUAUUCCCGAGUAAGGAAUCAUUAGAGCCGGUUCUGGCGCGCGUGGUGCCGCUGGUGCUGAGCGCGGCGGAUGACAACAGCGCACUGACACGUCAGCACGCGUUGCGCGCCGCCGCCGCACUGGCCGCGCUCGCCGCCGCCCGCGCCUGCUUCACACCGGAAAUACUGCACAAUAUGUACUAUGUGGUGCUGAAGCGUCUGGACGAUAGCAGCGACAAGGUGCGUUCGUUCGCGGUGCGCACGGUGCGUACGCUGUUCGCGCUGCGGCCGCGCCCAUACGACACGGUCGUGUUCGGUGCGCACGUCGAUGCGCUCUACAGCGCUAUGCUCGUACACCUCGACGAUCCAGAUGAGGAGUUCCGCAAGGAAAUGCUUGCUGCCCUUAUUGCUCUCAGCGACGUCGAUCCUCAGCUGCUUAUCAAGAAAGUGAAGGCAAAUAUACAUCUGUAUAGAAACAAGGCCGCCUACGAGAGCCUUUCUAGUCAUAUUGAGAAUAUUUUGAAAUAGAUUUUCUUUUAAGUUUAUUUUAUUUUUAAAUAAUAAAGAGAAUAUUAUUUUA